AUGUCUGGAAACCCCCCCAAAGCUAUGAUGGCAGAGUCCAUUUACUUGCCUCCAAAGCCAACCUUGGGUGGUCUUACUUGCCAAUCGGCCCGUGAAAUGGUUGCCUACACUGGCGGGAAGCCCAACGCAACGUGGACCAAUCUUGCUGAACCUACCAAAUGGGAAACGCCUAACGUAAUUUGCCCCAACGGAGUCAGCGACAAAUGUAAGAACUGGAACUUUCUUACGCAGGCCCCAACAAAGUUGUUCUCAAAGUCGGAUACGUCCUACCUACAAACCACCUGGAUUGCUGACCAGGUCAAGCAUUUCCGCGAGGGCGGCCUCAACUCAGUCAUGUACCGCCCUAGUAUUGCGGACCCGACCGAUAUGGUAAAUGUCAUGGAACACCAUGAGCAGGUGACCUUGACCCAUGUUCUUGAAGUCGAAGAAGAUGUUUGCAGCAAGUGGGACGCCUACAGUUGUUACAACAACAAGGCAAGCUCCAACCGCAUCCUCAACUCAAUCAGUGCUGAGCUUAGUGAAGAAUUGAGGCUUCGGAUGCUCCCGACGGACACAGCGGCCGUCUUGUGGAUGAGAGUUAUGAAACUGGUGGUGGACGGCUCUAUUGAGCAUUACAACCGCCAGAAGGAUGCCCUUUGUGCCCUCAGCCCGUUGUCCGAGCCUGGACAGAAUGUACACACGUACUCUGGUAAGGUCCGCCUCAUUUGCAACGAGCUCUGGCAUGCCCGCCAGUGGGAAUGGCCUUUAAUGCUUGUGAUUGUCCGCCAGUUGUGUCUUGUUACGGUCAAAGCUUUCCAGUCAAUGUUCUUACCAAUCAAGAUGGCAAUGGACCGUACCUUGACAGAGAUCUCUUAUCUUGACCGGACUUUGGCAACUGCGGUGAUGGUAAAGAAAGGGUACCACUAUACCCAAUUUCUAACCCUUGUUGAGGACACUUACAAGUCUCUUCUUGACAACAAGGACUGGCCGCCAGCAAGCAAUCAAAAGGAGACCCAAGGUGCCCCAACUGCUUUCUUGGCUGGGAUGUUGGAGGUCCAGCUCAAUGCGCUGGUCCAAUUGCAUGUCAACAAGACUUUGAAUGCUGAAAAGAAAGUAUUCAAAUGUUUUAAGUGCGGCCAAACUGGCCACUUCUCUCGCGAUUGUAAGCAGCCGGCCUCAGAGGGAGACAAGACUCCGUCCGACAGCAAGAAGCCUAAGGCAAAGGAAACCGGAUGGCGUGUUGAAGCCCCUGCUGCUGGAGCCACUCAGACUAAGGUGGUCAACAGUAAAACAUACCAUUGGUGCGCUACUUGCAACAAUAAAGACGGCCGCUGGAACCUCACUCACGUUAUGGCCUCGCAUACCACUGGAGCCGGUCGCCGGGGAAAAUUUGAUUCACCGGCCCCUUUGGGCCUCAUGGCUGAAGGUCGGGGGGACCCCGAUCUUUCUUUCCGUUUGCCGCCAAGUAUUGCUCUGUCAUCUCUGACGGCCUAUGCACUCCUCACUUUGUUUGAUGAGCCCAUUCCGCCGGGAGAACAGCAGUGCCUCUCAGUUACCGCAUUGUGCCGCUCUCCAGCUGUGGCCGGUGUUGCUGUCUAUGCCGGUACCAGUGUGGAUGCCAAACCGGACAGUUUCCCAGUCAUUUGGGACACUGGUGCUUCGCUCUCAAUCUCCCAUGAAGCCGGAGACUUUGUUUCUGAGGUCCGUCCUCCACCAACGCCGCUGGUUUUGAAAGGCUUGGCCAAAGGCCUUAACAUUGUGGGUGUGGGCACUGUUGAAUGGUUGGUAUUGUCUCAGGACGGGAUGCCUUGUCUGCUGUGUUUGGAUGCCUAUCUUGUCCCAUUGGCUGGGCAGCGUCUCUUGUGUCCGCAGUCGUACAUCCAGCAGCAGCAGCAUCUCCUACCCAGUGACCCUGGCAAAUUUGUUGUUGAUUGUGAUGGUAUGUCUUUGGUUGGUGCCGGAGACAACACUGUCCGUGUUCCCUUCCAGACCUCCAAUAACUUGCCGUUGUGCAUGGCCUGGUUGCCCUCUGGCUCUCCUUCCCUUGUGGCAGAACUCAAUUUGUGUGUGACCAAUGCCCAAAAUCAGAAUUUGAGUUUGGCCCAAAAGGAGUUGCUUUGUUGGCAUUAUCGCCUUGGGCACUUGCACUUUGAGUCCAUUUGCCGUCUUCACCGGACGGGCGCUUUGUCCCAGAGUGCCAAAGUCCGUGCUCUCCACCGUUUGGCUGCCAAUUGUGACCUUCCAAAGUGCGCAUCCUGCCAAUUCGGCAAGGCUAAACGUUGUCCCUCUCCUGGUAAGGCCCAGACCAUUGUCCCGGCACAUGAUGGCUCCAUCAAAAAGGAGCAUCUAUCUCCUGGACAACAGGUCUCUGUUGACCAUUUCAUUUGCUCUGCUAAAGGCCGGCUCUCCUCUUCCAAGGGGAAGACAACCGAUGAUCGGAUGUUUUCGGGCGGCUGUUUGUUUGUUGACCAUGCUUCUAGCCUGGUUCAUGUUGAGCAUCAAGUUUCUCUCACUUCCCAUGAGACCUUGCAGGCUAAGCACCGCUUUGAAACCAUGACCCGGGACCGUGGCGUGACGCCACAGUCCUACUUGUCUGACAAUUCAACGGCCUUUACCAAUGCUGAAUUCACUGUUGAGCUCCGCAUUUUCCGCCAAGUCCAGCGUUUUGCCGGUGUUGGCGCUCAUCACCACAAUGGUGUGGCUGAGCGCAACAUUCAGACCAUCAUGGCAAUGGCCCGCACCAUGAUGUUGCAUGCUGCUAUUUGUUGGCCUGAAGUUGCUGAUCCGUCUCUCUGGCCCAUGGCUGUUGACUAUGCCAUAUACCUGCACAACCACCUCCCCACCGUCUCCGCUGGUCUGGCUCCUAUUGAUGUCUUUACUGGGAUGCUCGAUCCGACGCUUCAGGACAGGAAGAAGCUGCCUAGAUGGAAGCCUUGCUCGAGACGUGCUGUUUUUGUGGGUUUCUCUCCGAAACAUUCCACAACCAUUCCCCUUGUUGUCAAUCUUGUCUUGGGGGCCAUUAGCCCGCAGUUUCAUUGUGUUUUUGAUGACUGGUUUUUGACGGUUUUUUCGGAUCCGGACCGGAUUCCUGAUUUUGAACAGUCUCCAUGGACCAAUUUGUUCAGCAAGAGCCGUUUCCAGUACCCGUUUGACGCCGAUGAUGGUUCUCCUCCUCCAUUGGAAGAGCAAUGGCAUGACGAGUUUGCCGAGCGUACGGCCUCUGCAGCUUGUGAGCUCAUUGUUCGCGAUGCCCAGGACGAAGCCUUGUCCGGAGCCAAUGCCGCUCCACCGCUUGAACCUGUACCAUCCGGCCCCUCUCUGGCCGGAGUGCCCACUUCUCAGCCACCAGAGCCCCUCAGCGCUCCUCUGCCGACUGUUCCGCGUGUUCGUUUCAGUCCCGACGUUGUUGCUCCACUGGCUCAGAGGGAGCCGGACCCCGCUCCUUUGGCUGUCCCCUUGUCGUUCUACUCUGGGAAAGCCGAGCAAAUGCUUUGCCAAUCUGGAAUGGCACCUGGCCCAGACUGA
Messenger RNA from Phaeodactylum tricornutum CCAP 1055/1, 3504 nucleotides. RefSeq lists its product with no specific name. Gene Ontology annotation, molecular function: zinc ion binding; nucleic acid binding. Lineage: Eukaryota; Bacillariophyta; Bacillariophyceae; Surirellales; Neidiaceae. Gene Ontology annotation, biological process: DNA integration. The record is from RefSeq and is a predicted model, not a curated record. The transcript is spliced from 4 exons. Bases 1 to 3504 code for a protein of 1167 amino acids.